Messenger RNA from Amphibalanus amphitrite, 4734 nucleotides. Its product is annotated as formin-2-like. Bases 353 to 4408 code for a protein of 1351 amino acids. Lineage: Eukaryota; Metazoa; Arthropoda; Thecostraca; Balanomorpha; Balanidae. The transcript is spliced from 19 exons. The record is from RefSeq and is a predicted model, not a curated record. Gene Ontology annotation, cellular component: cytoplasm; cytoskeleton; actin filament. Gene Ontology annotation, biological process: cortical actin cytoskeleton organization; actin filament network formation; actin nucleation. Gene Ontology annotation, molecular function: microtubule binding; actin filament binding.
GUACAUAUGAUUGGCUUUGAUGAAGUUAACAGCGUGUCGAAUGGUCCAAAUUCGCUGUCGAUAUACAUUAGCAAACACAGCUAUUUGAUUUGUUGUUGAUUGUCUGCGGGUUGCGGCUCCGAGAAGUUGGGCGGAGCGCUGGUAAUGAGCUGAGAUCGGUGGAGCUAUCACGAUUAUCACUGUGGUCUCGUAACCUCACCCCGAAGUCGACGACGAUCGCCAGCGGCGCACCGACUGUCUCCACUGUGCCGAGUUCGGCCGUCCGUCAGUUGGACUUCACCACCGGCCGCGGCUGCCCUGUGUGCACUGCCGGCCGCGGCCGCCGUCGGUGGCGCUCGGCCGAUUAUUGAUCAUGGAGGGGAGCGGCGCCGGCGCCGACCGGCCGGCCGGUGGCACCGAGCGCGACCGGCGCGGAGUCUACCUCGAGGACGUGGCCAAGGAGUUCGACAGCUGGCUCUUCUGGCGCGAUGAGGCUGGCGCGGUGGGCCCUGAGCCAGCCCAACAGCCCGAGUUCCAGGUGGUGACCGCGCGCCGCGUACACCUAGCCGAGACAGCGCGUCUGGCGGCGCCCGAGGCGCAGAGGGCGCCGUGCCGGAUCCCGAGUCCGACCGACCAGCUGUUGGCGGAGUCCAGACAGCGACUGCGAGGAUCCAGCUCCGCCGCCGCCGCUGCCAGCGCAGUAUCCGACUCGGGAAUCGCGUGUGGUGCGUCUACUGCCGACGAGGCGAGUGACUUAGAGGAGGACGGGUCAGCGCAGCCAGGACACGAGAUGGGUAACAAAAUGGGCACGGCCACGCCUGAGCGGCGUAAGACGCGUAUCAUGGCGAUCAAAGACGCGGGGAGAAAGAAGCGUUUGGGAGGAUCGUCGUCAUCUAGUGCAGAGAUUUUGGACACAGUGCCGCCGCGAACUGAGCAGCCGGUGGCGCCAGCCGACCGCGCCGACGUGCCGGAGCGGGUGGCGCGGUUCCCCCGGCCGGGGCCGGACUCGCCUAUUAAGGCCCCGCCUCACCAGGCGAGUGCACAGCCCCAGCCUGUGCCGCAGCAACCUCAGCCGCAGCAACCUCAGCCACAGCAGCCACAGCAGCCGCCGCAGCCGCCCGUGGAAGCCACUAACUCAUUUGUUACGGAUUCUUGGAAACAGGUGCGUCGGCUGCAGGAGGGCUGUGACGCCGCCGUCGGAGUCGCCUCUGACGAGAGUUCCGGCUCGUUCACGGACCCUCUGAGCUCGUCGCGGGCCGGCGCGCGCUCGGGGACCUCCAACACGAUGCGCCAGGACGCCGACCCGGACACGGCCACACUGACGGACGCUCUGGUGGCCGCCGAGCUGCCCAUGGACGACACACCAGUGCGGCGCCAUGACGAGCCCCUCCACCCGGACUCGAUCGAACUCAGUGUGGACGAGCGGCUGAGCGUGGACCUGACCCGCUCCUGCGAGCCCUCGAUGCUGCAAAGUCUGCUGAGUGACGCGACUCCGGUGGCCGAAGACAGGGCGCGCUCGUUCUCACAGGCGGAUGUGAAUGAGGGAGAGUCUCCGCGCCCCUCGACACGGCCGACCUUCACGGUCACCAAGCACCGUAAGGUGGACCUGGGCGGACGACUGAGCCAGACGGCUCCCGGCCUGGAGCACACCACGUCCGAACACUGCCUGCCAGGUGCUGACAGCUGGUCACGGAGAAGCUCCGCUGGCCCCCUCUCCGACUCAAACGUGCUGCGAAAGGUGGCCAGCCUGACCCACGCUGUCGCCGGACAGAAGGCCAGUCGACCGCGCUACCUGCCCGAAAAACUCGAAUUCAAACACUACGAAAAGUUCGAAGGCCAGAUGCUGGUGAACUGGUUUAUCUCGUCCUACGGCGACGACCAGGCCUCGCUGGGCGAACCGACCCUGCGCGCCAUGGCCGCCCAGUUUCUGACGCUGCUGCUGGCCGCCGGUGUGCUGCAUCAGAUUGAGGACAGCUCGGCACCGCUAGAACCAGUCUUCAGGCCGAACCUGAUGUACUACUGGGCGCACUCGGAACCAGCGGCUUCCCAGGCUUCCUCUCCCGGCCGGCUGCCCAACGCCGUGUGGUCGCCCUUCAGCCCGACGGCGGCCGGUGCACCGGGCCGGCCUCAGUCGGAGCAGGGCACCCCGCCUUCCCCGGUGAAUGCGGGGUCACAGCCCGUGGCCAAACCGGUGCGCCGUCUGGUGCCUGAAGUGUCCAGCACGGAGGCGCUGAAGCUGACGGAGCUGGAGAGCAAGCUGCGCCUGCUGGAGCAGCAGCUGGACAAGUACAAAACCAUGGUGGGACUGCAGGAGCUCACCAAGAACAUGAAGAACGACUACGGCCCCCGGCAGACCGCCGACGCCAAGAGUGGUCCGUCUCGGCAGACCGCCGACGCCAAGAGUGGUCCGUCUCCAGCGUCCACCCCGUCUAAAGGGGCGGCGCCCGCCUGGAGCCCGCAGAAACCGGCUCCAGUGCGGGCUCCGCCGCCCUACCAGCCUCCCCCGCCGCCUCCCUCGGGUCCUGCCCCGCCCCGGCAGUCUCCCGGGCACGGCCCUCAGCAGCCUGCUGUCCGCACCUCACCGAGCGCUGAGGGCUUCCCUUCACCGACCUCGCCGGCACGUGGUGUGCCCCCUCCGCCCGCACCGUCUGGUGUACCCCCUCCGCCGCCUCCCCCGCCCCCUCCACCGCCACCGCCUGGGUCUGGUAUACCUCCACCGCCCCCGCCACCACCCCCACCCCCUGGGUCAGGUAUACCACCCCCUCCUCCCCUGCCAGGGUCUAGUAUACCCCCACCUCCACCUCCACCCCCACCUCCAGGGUCAGGCAUACCCCCUCCUCCUCCAAUGCCAGGAUCAGGCAUACCCCCUCCCCCUCCCAUGCCUGGGUCAGGAAUACCCCCUCCGCCGCCGCCCCCUGGUUCGGGUAUACCCCCUCCUCCCCCUCCACCAGGGUCCGGUAUUCCUCCCCCACCCCCUCCUCCCGGAGCCGGAGUGCCUCCUCCCCCUCCCCCGCCCGCGCCGACGGCUGGAGGUCCGCCGCCGCUACCGCCGCCGCCUCCGGGCGGAUGGAGCCAGACACCAGCUGCAACGCUGCGAAAGGUGCCCGUGAACCCCAAGGUGCCGAUGCGGCCGCUGUACUGGACGCGUAUUCAGAUGCCGGUCGUGGCGGCUCCGGUGGCCCCGCCCGUGGCCGAUUCCAACGGAACGGAGAACGACAGCCAGCCAACGCCGUCGCUCCUCUGGGACCAGCUGCAGGAGGAGCCGUUUGAGGAGGAAGAGUUCACCGACCUGUUCGCCAGACAGGUGGUCCAGAAGAAACCGGCCAAAAAGAAGGAGGUCAAGAGUCCCAAGAAACAGGUAAAACGUGCCAAACUGCUGGACAGCAAGCGGUCGCAGAACGUGGGCAUUCUGAUCUCGUCUCAGCACCUGGAGAUCGCGGACAUCGAGUCGGCGGUGCUCAAUUUGGACACCUCCGAUCUCAGCCUGGACCAGCUCGAACAGCUCCUGGAAAUGAGGGCCACUGACGAGGAGCUGAAGACCAUCCGGCACCACCUGCAAAAGAACCCGGACGUCCCACUGGACAAACCCGAACAGUUUUUAUACGAGCUGAGUCAGCUUCCGCACUUUGCUGAUCGGAUCACCUGCUUCACAUUCCAAUCGUCAUUCCACGAGGCCCUCAACACGCUGGAGGUCAAACUGGAUAACCUGAAGAGUACCUGUAAGAUGUUGAUGUCUUCCAAGUCGGUGCAGCACGUGUUCGGGCUGAUCCUCGCGCUGGGAAACUACAUGAACGGCGGCAACAGGACACGGGGACAAGCUGAUGGCUUCGGUCUCGAUAUCAUCAGCAAACUCAAAGACGUCAAGAGCAAAGAUAGUUCUGUGACAUUACUGCAUUACAUCGUCAAGAAAUAUAUCCAGAACCACGACCCGGAGUGCUCGCAGCUGCCGGUGCCCAGUCCGUGGGACGUGGAGCGGUGCCAGCAGAUCCGCUUUGACGAGGUGGCCACCGACCUCCGCCGGCUGGCCAAGGAGCUCCGAGACUGCCGACUCCGCACCGAAAAGGUGGCGGCUUCUUCCGAGGAGGCUCACCUGCAGCCGUUCAAGGAUAACAUGGAGACCUUUCUGCGGGAGGCCGACCAACGACUGGAUGUGCAGCAGAAUAACCUGAAGGAAUGCGAAAACUGUUUUGCAGACGUCUGUGUCUUCUUCCAAUGCACACAUCGAAAGGACGGAAAGAAGAUGACUCCGAAGGACUUCUUCCUAAUAUGGUCGCCGUUCUGUGGUGAUUUCGCCGACAUAUGGAAACGGGAACAGCUGAGCAUUGUGAAAGAAACUACGAAGAGAAUGAAGAAAAUUCAGGAAGACAAGAAAAAGGUGACGAGAAAGGCAAAGGAAGCGGGUGGCCUGAAAGCGAAACUGCGGCUAUGACGGACGCUGGACAGUAGUGGCUGCGUUACUCCGCUCCCCGGUUGGCCGAUGUCGCUGGCUGGCUGGCUAUAUCCAGAGCCUAUCGAUGCUAUCAUGGUUAGUCCGCCGUCCCCGGCUGUCCUUAGGAAGACCCCGUGGUCACGUCCGCCCCUCUGCGGUGGCACACUCUGUCCGCAUCAUUCCGUGCCAUCAGUGGUGGCCGCCGCCAGUCGAGUGGUGUCCCUUUGCUGGCUACCAGUGUGCUGUGAGGCCGACCCAGGCCAACGCUCGGCAGGAACGCAGGCUAUGCGCUAGCCUGGCAGCUAGUGGUGUGGCGGCAGGCUAGC